Messenger RNA from Neopsephotus bourkii (Bourke's parrot), 2658 nucleotides. Its product is annotated as phospholipid-transporting ATPase ID-like. The record is from RefSeq and is a predicted model, not a curated record. Gene Ontology annotation, cellular component: plasma membrane. The coding region runs from base 304 to 2658 and encodes 784 amino acids. Gene Ontology annotation, biological process: phospholipid translocation; Golgi organization. Gene Ontology annotation, molecular function: ATP binding; magnesium ion binding; ATPase-coupled intramembrane lipid carrier activity. The transcript is spliced from 19 exons. NCBI's taxonomy places the organism in Eukaryota, Metazoa, Chordata, Aves, Psittaciformes, Psittacidae.
AGUUAUGCAAUUCUGCUCUUUCUCUGCAGAGUUUUUGCUACUCUCAACUAUUGGAAAGUGGGUGAGGUGGAGCCUUGGGAUCAGCUCCUAGGACAGCGCCUCUGGGUUUAAGGAGUCCUGGCUGACUCCAGCAUUACAGACUCAGAGAGAGGGGCUUCUCCUGGGAAAUGGAUCCCUCACCAAGUUCAUCGUUUUUUAAAGCAAUUUGAUAUGUCGGAGUCUUUUACUCGCUUGGUUUCCUUCUGAAAGCUUCCGCAUCGGCAGGAGAAGUUCCAUGGAUUUGGACUAAGAUAAAGUUUUGGGAUGUCUCUAUUUGGAUUAAAAUUUGGAAAGAAGAAACUGAGAGAGGUAGAGAGACAACUUCAAGCAAACAACCGGGAUUUUAAUCUGCAGUUUGAAUAUGCUAACAAUUCAAUUAAAACAUCGAAGUACAACUUCUUCACUUUCCUGCCUCUCAACCUGUUUGAGCAGUUUCAGCGAAUAGCCAACGCUUACUUUCUUUUCUUGCUGAUUUUGCAGUUGAUUCCUCAGAUUUCCUCGCUGGCCUGGUUUACAACAGUGGUGCCCCUAGUGCUGGUGCUGGCUGUAUCGGGAGUCAAGGAUGCCAUCGAUGAUUUUAAUCGCCACAAAAGCGACAAGCAUGUCAACAACCGCCCAGUCCAGGUCCUGAUCAAUGGCAUGUUAAAGGAUGAAAAAUGGAUGAAUGUCCAAGUGGGGGAUAUAAUAAAACUAGAAAACAACAACUUUGUGACGGCUGAUCUACUGCUACUGUCAAGCAGCGAGCCACACAGCCUGACAUACAUCGAGACAGCUGAACUGGAUGGUGAAACAAACCUGAAGGUGAAGCAGGCAUUGACAGUCACUGCAGAGCUUGGGGAAGAUCUUCAGAAACUGACAGAGUUCAAUGGUGAAGUCAAAUGUGAGGCACCAAAUAACAAACUGGAUAAAUUCACAGGAACUCUUACUCUUCGAGGAGAGAAGUAUGCCCUGGACAAUGAGAAGAUGUUGCUGAGGGGCUGCAUUAUUAGGAACACAGAAUGGUGCUUUGGUCUUGUGAUUUAUGCUGGGCCAGACACCAAACUAAUGCAGAACAGUGGAAAAACAACUUUUAAACGGACAAGUAUUGAUCGGCUUAUGAAUGUCCUUGUGUUACUGAUCUUUGCAUUUCUAGCACUGAUGUGUCUUAUUCUGGCCAUUGGCAAUGGCAUCUGGGAGUAUGAUACAGGCUACUACUUCCAAGUCUACCUGCCAUGGGCAGAAGGUGUCAACUCUGCCUCCUACUCCGCCUUCCUCAUGUUCUGGUCAUAUGUGAUCAUACUAAACACAGUGGUGCCCAUUUCACUCUAUGUCAGUGUAGAGAUCAUACGCUUGGGUAACAGUUUCUACAUUGACUGGGACCGUAAAAUGUAUUAUCCACCAAAGGACACACCAGCUCAGGCCCGUACCACUACACUCAAUGAAGAGCUGGGCCAGAUCAAGUACAUCUUCUCAGACAAAACAGGAACUCUUACUCAGAACAUCAUGUGUUUCAAUAAGUGCUCCAUCAAUGGCAAAUCCUAUGGUGAUGUGUACGAUAUGUCUGGGCAAAGGAUAGAAAUAAACGAGAAUACAGAGAAGGUUGAUUUCUCAUACAACCAGUUAGCCGACCCGAAGUUUGCAUUCUAUGACCAUAGCCUGGUUGAAGCAGUGAAGCUGGGUGAUGUCCAGACGCACAGGUUCUUCCGGCUGCUCUCACUCUGUCACACGGUGAUGCCAGAAGAGAAGAAGGAAGGUAACUUGGUGUAUCAGGCCCAAUCCCCUGAUGAGGGAGCCCUUGUCACUGCUGCCAGAAACUUUGGAUUUGUAUUCCGGGCUCGCACCCCAGAGACCAUCACCAUUGUGGAAAUGGGAGAAACAAAAGUCUACAAACUCCUGGCUAUUCUUGACUUCAACAAUGUUCGCAAGAGAAUGUCUGUUAUUGUGCGGAGCCCAGAAGGUGACCUGACUUUGUACUGCAAGGGGGCUGACACCAUUCUUUAUGAGCUGCUCCAUUCAUCCUGUGACUAUCUCAAAGAAGAGACCACAGAACACCUGAAUGAGUUUGCUGGUGAAGGUCUGAGGACACUCGUGGUGGCUUAUAAAAACUUGGAUGAAGAGUACUUUCAGGACUGGAUCAGGCGUCACCAUGAAGCAAGCACUGCCUUGGAAGGACGGGAAGAUAAACUAUCGGAGUUAUACGAAGAGAUUGAAAAAGACCUCAUGCUUCUAGGUGCUACAGCGAUUGAGGACAAGUUACAAGAUGGAGUCCCACAGACAAUUGAGACUCUUGCCAGAGCCAGCAUUAAGAUAUGGGUUCUCACUGGAGACAAGCAAGGUAAAGGGGCUACAGCUUUGGGUGUUUCUCUUCUCUCCCACCGGUGGGAUGGUUCAGCUAAGACCCACGUUCUCUUUUUAUUUUCUUUGAAAACUGCACAGAAAACAAACUUACAAGGCUUUGCUUCAUUGGCAGCUUGGCAAAACUCUCUGAAAUUAGACCAGAUAACUGUAGCUACUGCUUGUUCUCAAUUCCCAUCCUCAGUCUGGAAGCAGUGUGAAGUCAUCAUCCUUUCCCUUAGGAGAGGUGGCAGAGAGCAUCCGAUAGACCCUGUCACGUGCUGUGAAAAGGUCUCACUUUACUAG